GCGCAGAUUAGCGGGCGCGCAGUGAUUGAGGUGGCCGGCACUGAUGCAUCGGAGUUCCUGCAGGGGAUCCAGUGCAACCACAUGCCGACCAUCGAUCAGGGCGGGCCCGGCAUGCUGACCGGGUUCUUGGCGCCGCAGGGCCGCGUCAUCGCCGACGCAUUCGUGUAUCCGCGCAACGCGGGUGUGAACUUCCCGCACCCGGUGUUCCUGGUCGAGGUCGAUGCGGCUGCCAAGGACAGGCUGCUGAAAAUCAUGCGGUUCUACAAGCUGCGUGCACGGAUCACCAUCCGCGAUGCAACAGACGAAUACGCAGCCUGGAGCGUGUGGGGUCCUGGCAGCCAGGCACUGGUGGGCAGCGAGGAGCCGAUCGGGAAAGUGCCGCGCGGCACCCUGGUGUUCAAGGGCGAGACGACGGCAUCCGGCGAUGUGUGGAUGGCCGACACGCGCGCGCCGGGCAUGGGUCUGCGGCUGCUUCUGCCCCGCGACACAGCGCGGCCGGCGCUGCCGCCCAGCUUCGAGGAGAAGUCCAGCGAGUUCUACUCGCUGCGACGCAUCCUGAAAGGUGUUCCUGAGGGCGUCUCUGACUUUGUCCCCGACGUAUCGGUGCCCCUGGAGUGCAAUCUGGACUACAUGCAUGGCGUGCACUUCAGCAAGGGCUGCUAUGUGGGCCAGGAGCUGACGAUCCGGACACACCACCGCGGGGUCGUGCGUAAGCGCAUUGUGCCUGUCAUCCUGAGCUCGCCUGAGGAGAACCCCACCGGUGCCAAUCCCCUGGUUGUGGAUUUUGGCUUUGCGGCACGGGUCGCCGCGCAAACAGACGUGACCAGGCCCCAGGCAGGACCGGAUAAACCGCGCAGCCGCAGGGUGGCGCCAGGCAAGCUCGGCAGCUGCGUCCACAACGCAGGGCUCGCACUGAUGCGCCUGGAGCUCGUCGACGCGUAUGUGCAGGGCGCUGGAUCGGAUGUGGCAUUCGAGACUGCUGACGCCAGCGGCGCCAGACUGUUUGUCUCGCCGUGGUCUCCCAGCUGGUGGCCG
Messenger RNA from Linderina pennispora, 1035 nucleotides. RefSeq names its product Aminomethyltransferase folate-binding domain-containing protein. The annotation marks the transcript as partial. The record is from RefSeq and is a predicted model, not a curated record. The transcript has a single exon. Gene Ontology annotation, molecular function: protein binding. NCBI's taxonomy places the organism in Eukaryota, Fungi, Kickxellomycota, Kickxellomycetes, Kickxellales, Kickxellaceae. Gene Ontology annotation, cellular component: mitochondrial matrix.